UGGUAAUUAAUGGCUCCACGCGCACACCACACGAGCCCUAUACUCCUCCGAGGGCUCGUUUCUUGCCACGUCAUCACCUUCGCCGGUCAUAUUUCUUACGCUCCACGUAAUUACAGCACGGCCACUAAAUAUACGCUCAUGUUCCCGAUCUACCCUUCAACAGCCACUAGAAUUACAACCCCUAUCCACCCAAAGACGGUUUAUUUUCCUUAUAAACCCUCCUCCCCUCUUUACCCAUUUUCGUCAUUUUACAUCAUCCCUUCUCCAUAACAAUGGCUACUGGUUUGGUACGCAGAGGUAUUUCCAGGCUUCAAAAGUCGCCGGCGGCGACGCUUUUUCUUUCCCGAGCUCAUGCUUCGGAGCCUCAAGCUCAACAAUCGGAACCCACCACCAGAUCUUCACAAAACCUAAAGAAUUUCCAAAUCUACCGAUGGAAUCCGGACAAUCCAGGCAAACCGGAGCUACGAAACUACGAGAUAAACCUCAAGGAGUGUGGACCGAUGGUACUCGACGCGCUUAUCAAGAUCAAAAACGAGAUCGAUCCAUCUCUAACGUUUCGUAGAUCUUGCCGUGAAGGAAUCUGCGGAUCAUGUGCUAUGAACAUCGACGGAUGUAACGGACUGGCUUGUUUAACGAAGAUUCCGUCGGAAGAGACGACGAUGAUUACGCCUUUGCCGCAUAUGUUUGUGAUUAAGGAUCUGGUGGUGGACAUGACCAAUUUCUAUAAUCAGUACAAGAGUAUCGAACCAUGGUUGAAGCGGAAGUCGCCGGCGCCGGCCGGUUGGGAAGGGAAAGAGAUUCCUCAGAGCAAGAAAGAUCGGGAGAAACUCGACGGAAUGUAUGAAUGCAUAUUGUGCGCCUGUUGCAGCACUUCCUGCCCUAGCUAUUGGUGGAACCCUGAAUCUUAUCUCGGCCCUGCUGCUCUUCUCCAUGCCAAUAGGUGGAUUAUGGAUAGUCGUGAUGAGUACACACAGGAAAGAUUAGAUGCAGUAAAUGAUGAAUUCAAGUUGUAUCGAUGUCAUACCAUUUUGAAUUGUGCUCGUGCAUGCCCAAAAGGUCUCAAUCCUGGAAAGCAAAUUCAGAACAUCAAGAGUCUUCAGACGUAAUUGGGAACAAGUAAUUUGGUAUUGUUAUACACUUAUACUUGAAGAUCUUGUUGAUUAUCAUAUUUGUUUGUUAAUAAUACCCAUUGACUAUGUUGUUAUCUUGUUGCUCUUUGAUAAAUAAAUUAAUCAACUUUGGUUUGUGUUUA
Lactuca sativa (garden lettuce) is the source of this 1252-nucleotide messenger RNA. RefSeq names its product succinate dehydrogenase [ubiquinone] iron-sulfur subunit 2, mitochondrial. Gene Ontology annotation, molecular function: oxidoreductase activity; electron transfer activity; 2 iron, 2 sulfur cluster binding. Gene Ontology annotation, biological process: aerobic respiration; respiratory electron transport chain; tricarboxylic acid cycle. Gene Ontology annotation, cellular component: mitochondrion. The record is from RefSeq and is a predicted model, not a curated record. NCBI's taxonomy places the organism in Eukaryota, Viridiplantae, Streptophyta, Magnoliopsida, Asterales, Asteraceae.